Botrytis cinerea B05.10 is the source of this 1257-nucleotide messenger RNA. RefSeq lists its product as hypothetical. The transcript has a single exon. The record is from RefSeq and is a predicted model, not a curated record. Lineage: Eukaryota; Fungi; Ascomycota; Leotiomycetes; Helotiales; Sclerotiniaceae. Bases 37 to 1236 code for a protein of 399 amino acids.
GACUUACUCUUUAAAUCUCAGCCAAUUCAAAGAAAAAUGGCAUCUCAAUACCCCCAACGUCUAGCAUUGACUAAAAAUUCCUUCCCUCCACCCAGCGCAACCAACUCUGCAAUAAUAGAAAUUCUCAAUAGAUUCUGUCUCUCCAUCAACUUCCCAAUCCGCAUUUUGGGUUGCUCUUUACGAGAAGGAGGGAAUAAUACAAUAAUUCUCUGUUACGCAGUUUUUACCAGCUCCUCACAGGAUACAUCAGCUUCCCCAAUUUCUUGCAUUCUACGAACUGGCAAGCUACGAUGGAACCGUCAAAGCUAUACGGAUUCGAGAAUUCUAGAAACGGCUGCAUUCCAUCAUGUCAUGGGGAAGUUAUCACCACUCAUCCCUCUCAUCUACGCUUGGGAUGCAACAUGUGUGAAUUUGCUCGGAUGUCCAUAUGUCAUCCAACCCCUCAUCGCUGGUCACGAUUUGCAGACCCUAAACUCACCACUAAGUUACUGUCGCGAUGCAAUCGAAAUGCGAAUUCAAUGCGCUUAUGAGGUCGCCAGGUAUAUCAAGCACGUUGAAAGUUUUCGAUUCGAAAACUACGGCACUUUUGCAGUUUCCGAGCAAAUGCCAGAGAAGUGUUCCGAUCCGAGCUCUCCUCUUGUUUCCGAACUUAUUGGAUUUUCCCCAAAGCCUUGGAUCAAGAGCUACUUCAUGAGAAAUGAUACGAGAAUAGGAAAUUUCCUAUUCGCCAUCUUGACUGCGCACUUGGACCGCGGGAGAAGACCAUUGGAACAGGAGAAAUACAAUCUUCUUAUUACUAUGGGAUAUAAGUUAAAUGAACUUCAAAUUAGCCGUAAGUUAGAAGAAAAAGCCGAACCAGCUGUACUUUGGCAUCCUGAUUUUUGGCCCCGGAAUAUCAUGAUGGAGAAGACGGAAAGAGAUGUCAAGAUCACUGGGGUUAUCGAUUGGGAUGGUGUUAUGAUUGUUCCGAGGGUUAUGGCACGUCGACCUCCUGUAUUUUUGUGGGAUGAAGAAAAUUUGAACAUGUCGGAGUAUGAGAGAAAGGGGAUCAAGUUCCAGUUCGACAAGAGAAUUGAGGAAUUGCUGCCUGGUUAUUGUUCAGAUGCGUAUUCCGACUGUGGGAUUAUGGCUAGAGCGAUGGCGACUUACACGUUGGAAGGUGUUAACUGGAACUACUGCGAGCUCUCAUUUGAUAAAUUAGUAGAGCAGUGGGAUUGUUUUGUGGGAAAUUUAUGAGAUACAAUUGUUGAAAGGGCA